Messenger RNA from Amborella trichopoda, 887 nucleotides. Its product is annotated as dirigent protein 16. Lineage: Eukaryota; Viridiplantae; Streptophyta; Magnoliopsida; Amborellales; Amborellaceae. The record is from RefSeq and is a predicted model, not a curated record.
UCAAAACCAACCCAAGAUUUGGUCUCUAGCUCCCCUACUUGUACCAGCACAAUAACUUAACCAACAACAUGAUGAAGAACUUAGCUAACUUCUUGUUCUUGGUCAUCACCAUAGCCGACAUAGCCGGGAGCCUCGCCGUAGAUCCCGCCCCUCCGGCCGACAAGGGCGAACCUGACCUAGAAUUCCACAUGCAUGACAUACUGGGAGGUAGUAACCCUACCGCUAGACCAGUUACAGGAUUACUGGGAAACAUCUAUAGUGGCCAAGUGCCAUUUGCUAGGCCAAUCGGGUUCAAUAUUCCUAGAGGUGGGGUCGCCAUCCCAAAUGCCGAUGGUACGAUCCCAACCUUUAAUGGAAACAAUGGGAUCCCUCUAGGCACGGGAUUGUCUGGCACAUCGUUUGCAGGAUCCGCAACUCCUAAGAGUCAGACACAACUCAGUCCCGAUGGUCUGGGAUUAGGGUUCGGGACGAUUACAGUAAUCGAUGAUAUAUUGACUGCAGGCCCGGAUCUAGGGGCCCAGCCGAUAGGCCGGGCCCAAGGGGUGUAUGUUGCCAGCUCAGCAGAUGGUAGCACACAGAUGAUGGCAUUUACAGCAAUGUUGGAGGGGGGAGAGUAUGGUGAUAGUAUGAACUUCUUUGGAGUAUAUAAUGUGGGGUCCACCUCAUGCCGUCUAUCGGUGACCGGAGGAACGGGGAAAUUCAAGAAUGCUUCAGGUUUCGCCGAGGUUCGGUCGCUCUUUCCUUCCGGCCAGCAUGUGACCGAUGGUGUCGAGACGUUGCUCAAGAUAUCUGUGCAUCUCAUUUACUAGGGAGUAUGAUGAGAGUGGUUUUUUACCUAAGUAUGGACUAUAUAAAGUAUGUGUGGGGCCGAGGUCUGGUUUGUUGUU